GCAUGCCAGGUGACGGACGGUAGUCAUAGCAACCCCGACAGUCGACCCGACCACACGCUGAUGGUAGAGCUUAUGGACAGCUACGACGAAUUCAUCGCAAUCGCCGCUCGACUAGCAACGCAUUUCAAGAAAGGCUUUGAGUACACGGGCGAGGUAUGGGAGAAUCACAUACACGAGUGA
Messenger RNA from Sphaeroforma arctica JP610, 180 nucleotides. RefSeq lists its product as hypothetical. The record is from RefSeq and is a predicted model, not a curated record. The transcript has a single exon. The annotation marks the transcript as partial. Lineage: Eukaryota; Ichthyosporea; Ichthyophonida.